This is a messenger RNA of Condylura cristata (star-nosed mole), 3307 nucleotides long. It is a transcript of the gene CADM2, whose product is annotated as cell adhesion molecule 2. Lineage: Eukaryota; Metazoa; Chordata; Mammalia; Eulipotyphla; Talpidae. Bases 89 to 1303 code for a protein of 404 amino acids. The record is from RefSeq and is a predicted model, not a curated record. The transcript has 11 exons.
UCUGCGGGUGCUCGAUCGUUGUCGCUUCUGCUGCUGCUGAUCCGCGUCCACGAGUUCGAACACCGCAGCGCCCUUUGGAGAAGGGACCAUGAUUUGGAAACGCAGCGCGGUUCUCCGCUUCUACAGUGUCUGCGGGCUCCUGCUACAAGCCACUGCUUCAAAGAAUAAAGUUAAGGGUAGCCAAGGGCAGUUUCCACUAACACAGAAUGUAACGGUUGUUGAAGGCGGAACUGCAAUUUUGACCUGCAGGGUUGAUCAAAAUGAUAACACCUCCCUCCAGUGGUCAAAUCCAGCUCAACAGACACUGUACUUUGAUGACAAGAAAGCUUUAAGGGACAAUAGAAUCGAACUUGUUCGGGCCUCCUGGCAUGAAUUGAGUAUCAGUGUCAGCGAUGUGUCUCUCUCUGAUGAAGGACAAUACACCUGUUCUUUAUUUACAAUGCCUGUCAAAACUUCCAAAGCCUAUCUCACUGUUCUGGGUGUUCCAGAGAAGCCUCAAAUUAGUGGGUUUUCAUCACCAGUCAUGGAGGGAGACUUGAUGCAGCUUACUUGUAAAACAUCUGGCAGUAAACCUGCAGCUGACAUAAGAUGGUUCAAAAAUGAUAAGGAGAUUAAAGAUGUAAAAUAUUUAAAAGAAGAAGAUGCAAAUCGUAAGACAUUCACCGUCAGCAGCACAUUGGAUUUCCGAGUGGACCGCAGCGAUGACGGCGUAGCAGUCAUCUGCAAAGUAGACCACGAAUCCCUCAAUGCCACCCCCCAGGUGGCGAUGCAGGUGCUAGAAAUACACUAUACACCAUCAGUAAAGAUUAUACCAUCCACUCCUUUUCCACAAGAAGGACAGCCUUUAAUUUUGACUUGUGAAUCCAAAGGAAAACCACUGCCAGAACCUGUUUUGUGGACAAAGGAUGGCGGAGAAUUACCAGAUCCUGAUCGAAUGGUUGUGAGUGGUAGGGAGCUAAACAUUCUUUUCCUGAAUAAGACGGAUAAUGGUACUUAUCGAUGUGAAGCCACAAACACCAUUGGCCAAAGCAGUGCAGAGUAUGUUCUCAUUGUGCAUGAUCCCAAUGCUUUGGCUGGCCAGGCCGGGCCUGAUCAUGCUCUUAUAGGAGGAAUAGUGGCUGUAGUUGUAUUUGUCACUCUGUGUUCUAUUUUUCUGCUUGGUCGAUAUCUGGCAAGACAUAAAGGAACAUAUUUAACAAAUGAAGCUAAAGGAGCUGAAGAUGCACCAGAUGCUGACACAGCCAUUAUCAAUGCUGAAGGCAGCCAAGUCAAUGCUGAGGAGAAAAAAGAGUAUUUCAUUUAAAAUGCAGGCCAAGAUUCUGAGUUUUACUUACCAGGCUGGCUGCUGGAGAAAACUGGCUAUCAUCUUUCAGAAUUCAUUUCUACCAUCUUCUGCUACCUUUAUUAACUUCCAUACUGUACUGCUAUCAGUAGCCAGUGUAUACCAACAAUCAGCUGUCAAAGCAUCAUUCUUUAAUUACUGUACCAUCCAUAAUGCAGGACAUUUCUUACUGCCUAAAUUCCACACCAUUGCUCUUUUAACAUACAGUGCUUGAAUAUACAGCCUUAACAAUGUUAAUCAUCUCCUUGGACCAUGAUAUUGAAUUGUUUUUAUACAUUGAAAGAAAUGUAUGAAGAGGUUUUUUUUUUCCCCCCUUCAUUCUUUUCCCCCUUCAAACCAUAUACCUUGUCAGCUUGCCAUUUGACAGUUUCACAAGGAACAGGAUUAGGUGAUGACCUAAUGUUCUUAAGUUUAAUCAGAGAUUAGAGGUUUACAAUGUUUUCUAUAUGUCUACCUUCAAAGACAUGUUUUGGAAACAUAUGCCCUAGAAAACAUACACUGAAAACACUGUAGUUUAGACUCUGGAAUGUUUGAGAUUAUAUUGGUAAAGUCGUAUCAAUUUGCUAUAUAAAUUUAUAGUAUUUGAUACCGGAACCUUUGUGUGGUUCUAAUGAUGACGGACAUAUAAUUAUAGAGAUCCUAUCUUUAGGUUAUUUUAGCUUCACUUACCAAUACAUUGUUCCAGACAUUUUACUGCUUUGGGAAUCACAAAUAUUUCAUUUCUAAUUUGAUUCUAUAAUUUAUUUGUUCCACAAGGACUCACCUGCCUAAACAGAAUUGAAAUAUCCAUAGGGCACAAUUUUGAGACAUUUUAGUAUUUGUAUAUAGUGCAUAUAAUAAAUCCACUUAAACAUUAUUUGAUACAUAUUUAACUUUUUUGGCUGUAGGUAAUUCAGUCAUAAAUAAGCAUUUUCUAAUGUCCAUUAUAUCCCUUUAGAUAUUAUUACUUAAACCAAUAUUAUAAGUAGAUAACAUGUAUUAGUAUUUUUGUCUGUAUGUCCUAGCACUGUUCAACAACAAAUUUUUCUAGUUCUUGUCAAUUUUUAUUUGUUAUACAAUGGAAGCACAAUGUUAUAAGGAAAGGUAAUUUUAAGCUAACAACCAGUGCACAGCCUCAGGUUUUAAAUUACAACCACAGUUGAAUAAUAACCUAAAAAUAAACUCUUAGUUUGCUAAAAAUUUACAAAUUUUAAUUUGACAGUUCCAGAACUGCUUACCUAUGUUGGUUUGCCAAAAAAGAUGUGUUUAAAAUAUGUUUUCUGUAUAAAUGAACUAAUUCUUUAUAUUAAAUUACUGUCUAUGCAUUUUGUGAGGUACAAACUUAUAAAACAGUGAGUAAUAGAGAAUUUCUGCCAUGCUUUUAACUCCAAGGUGAAAGUCUCUUUCUCUGGAUUAUUUCUGAAAUUUUGGUGUAUUUAACCAUUAAGAAAUACUGUAUUCUUAAAUAUGACACAGAGUCAACCUAAAGUCAUAUUAUUUCUUCGAGUAAAAUAUAAUAUUGCUAGGUUAGUUCUCAUUAAAUUAUUAUAUGCUAAAAAUUCAAAAUCCAGUUAGAUAAAAAUUAUUUUCCCAUUCACAAACAUUGCACCUUUAAGAAGAAAAUGUGACAAUAUGGUAGCUAUACUUGAGAUGUCUGAAAGCAUGAUGGCCUAUGGUUUUAAAAAUAAUAUCUUGGAAUUUAUUUUUGGGGAAUGAGAAUGGUUGAGUAUGACAUCAUGUAUUAAUAUCAAGUGAAAGACAAGGGUGCUGUAUCUUAGAAUAUUUAUCAGAAAGUAUAAAUCUUUUAAAGACAACGCUAGAAUUUUUAAAUUGUUUUUUCUUAUUGUUGAAGCAUUUAUCUUGUUGAUUUCUUACAAAAGAAAAAGGACGAUGUCAGUCAAGCAGCACUUUUUCAGAAUAUACAGAACAUAAAUAAUAUGAUGUGGUUGAGUGUUAACAUAAUAAAUCAUAUACAGUAUGACAUUU